UGAAGGUCUCUUUGAUGACAAACGAAACGUGACAGGUUUGUAGAUAAGCGAUUUGGUGGAUUUGUUUUUGUGGUAUUGUGGAUUGACGUUUGGUUGUACGGUUGCUAGUAUUCAAUAGGGCCAUUGAUUUUCGUGAGUGACUACGCUUUAAAAAAACAUAUUUUUCAAUUAGUUAUUACUAAUUCAUGGUAAGACUUUCAUGACAAUUUAAACAAUGUCAUCUCCAAGUGCUGGAAAAAGACGUAUGGACACUGAUGUUAUAAAGCUUAUUGAAAGUAAGCAUGAGGUAACAAUUCUUGGUGGACUCAAUGAAUUUUGUGUUAAGUUUUAUGGACCUCGAGGAACACCUUAUGAAGGAGGUGUAUGGAAAGUACGGGUUCAUUUACCAGAACAUUAUCCAUUCAAAUCUCCAAGUAUAGGAUUCAUGAACCGUGUAUAUCAUCCAAACAUAGACGAGGUGUCAGGUACUGUGUGCUUGGAUGUUAUUAAUCAAGCAUGGACUGCAUUAUAUGAUUUAUCGAAUAUAUUCGAAUCUUUUCUCCCUCAAUUGUUAACUUAUCCAAACCCAAUUGAUCCUUUGAAUGGAGAUGCUGCAGCCAUGUAUCUUCAUAAACCCGAAGAUUAUAAGAGAAAGGUCUCUGAAUAUGUAAGAAAAUAUGCCACAGAAGAAGCGUUGCGAGGCCAAGAAAAUAUUAGUUCAGACAGUGAGUCAAGUAUGUCUGAUUUUUCUGAGAAUGAGGCCGAAGACAUGGAGUUAUAACGCAGGUUGUCCUCCAGUAAUAACAUUUCGCUCAAUUCAACUUUCUCCUAUAUAGGUAACAUUUUCUGUUUAGAGUUGUAUGUGAUGUGCUUAAAAUGUUAUUUACAUAAUUGUGGUUGUUUUGCUUUCUCAUAGUUUACUUUAUUGUCAAUCUGUCCCAGGGUCCAUUAAUACCUAAUGUUGAGUUGAAUUUUUCUGUAUGUUAUUUUCAUAUUUAAUGUGAAUGGAAUGGAUAUUAGCAUCGAUAAUAAAAUUUAAACAACCAUAGGAGCGUGCAUGUAUUACAAUAGAUAUCAUUAAGAAUUAAAAGAUCCUUGAAGUACA
This is a messenger RNA of Leptinotarsa decemlineata (Colorado potato beetle), 1084 nucleotides long. RefSeq names its product ubiquitin conjugating enzyme E2H (gene UbcE2H). Lineage: Eukaryota; Metazoa; Arthropoda; Insecta; Coleoptera; Chrysomelidae. The record is from RefSeq and is a predicted model, not a curated record.